AUCCUCACUGUGAAUAUUAUUCCUUGUGUAACUGGUGUUAUCGACGCAUGGCUAGACCAAUGGCAAAUCAUUUUAGAAAUUGUUUGGGCACAGCUGUCCAAUCAACGCCCUAGUCCCGCCCCUUCUCGCGAGGGUGAACUGUUGUCUGUCUGCUUUCAGUCCGGCUUGUUCAGAAGCAGGUUAGUCCAUUUCUGAGACAUUUUUCUCGCUUCAUAUAAAGAAAGAACUUAACAAAAGACAAUGAACAGUUUAAUCAGAACAACUGCGAGGUGUCUGCGGUCGGGGGCGGCAGUCUAUCUCCCCAGACAGGCCGACAGACGCGUGUUGUCGGCCCCGGCCCGGUUCCUGUGCGCGGCGGCGGACCUCCAGAAAGACCUUGCUGAGAUGGUGAAGAAGGACAAAGUGGUGGUGUUCAUGAAGGGGACGCCUGCACAGCCCAUGUGUGGCUUCAGUAAUGCCGUGGUUCAGAUCCUGCGGAUGCAUGGUGUGGACCAAUAUGCUGCGUACAACGUAUUAGAGGACUCCGAGCUCAGAGAAGGAGUCAAGGCCUUCUCCAACUGGCCCACCAUCCCUCAGGUGUACUUCAGCGGAGAGUUCGUGGGCGGCUGCGACAUCCUGCUCCAGAUGCACCAGAACGGAGACCUGGUGGACGAGCUAAAGAAGCUGGGCAUCAGCUCUGCACUGCUGGAGGCUGAGAAAGAGUCAAAGUAGAGGGAAAGGAUGAACUCCAAACAGCUGAGACAGAGGACACAUUAAUCAGGUUUAAUCCCCCACUCAGACGAUCAGAUGAAUCAACUCUUUAGGCAGACGUACGUUAAAGUGACUCACCUUUCUGGCCAAGCAGGCUCAGCUGGAGUGCAGAUGACCAUUGGAAGUAGUUUUGAGGCAGCACUGUAUCUUAAGUCAUGGAUGUUUUACCAUAGUCUAUGCACAUACCAUACAGAGUUUCUGCUGUACUGCUUAUACUCUACAUUUGCACAGAUACUAUAUCUGACAGGUGAGGACAGUGUCUUAACAGGAAUCCAAAAUCAGAUUUUCAUAACUCUCGACCUACAUUACAUGGUUAUAUUCUCUUUUAAAGCUGAUUCUUUUGGCCAUUUCUGGUCUUUGGAAACUAGUUGCAAUCCUAAGAUAUUAUCAGCUUUUAAGUUGAUCAGGCAAACGAACCAAACAAACCAAAACAGCCAAGGUUGGGGGCCAGAAAACCAAAACAGUGAGCUCAAAGAUGCUAUGAAGCUUCGUGGCUGGGGAAACUGUCAGCUCAUAAUUCUCUUUGGCUUUUUCACAUUACAGUCAUGAGAUCCAUUUUUGUUAUUUAACAUAUUAAUCAAGCAGCUUAAAUAUUUCUCUCACACAAAGCAACUACAAGGACCUUUUCUAAUGCUGAUCAGCUGCCUCAGUAUGAUCUCAAAAAGCACACUAAAACAAUCGGCAAGAAUACUGGCUGUUUCUAUCGAGUUGUUCUUAAUAGGUGCCACAGGGUCAGAUUCUGACUAAAUCAUGCAGCUUCUCCUGGAAGAUAAUACAGAGAGAGAGACACACUGCUGGCAGCCCCCUCUGUGUUGAGGCAUGGGAGAUCCAGAACCAGGACCAUGUGGGCUGUCAGACUCACUUCAGGUUUUCUAACAGCAGUCUGGUGCUCGUGGAAACUCUCUUUUGUCCACAGGUGUCGCCAAACUCAACACAAAAUGACAUUUCCUUGUAGCCGCUUUAACACAUGGAACUUACAGCAAUUACUUAAAUAUUAGCUAAUACUAUCUUAUAAUAAAUUGUAUCAAAAAUCCAUACCAGCAAAGUUGUUGAGACUUUUUAGUGAAGGAAACAGUAAUGAGAAGUCCAACUAUAACCCGCUGUUAGAGACAUCAUUUCACAUCGACUUCUACUGCCGGAGGGACACGGUCAGGUCCCCUCACUGUGCUUUAAUCAGUUUACACUAAAAGCCCUCUAAAGCCCUGCUACCUCCGCUGUCCACCUUUUCUCCAAAUCACAGUCAGUUUAAGACCAAAUGAGCCUCAGGGUGCACUAAGACUAAAUUAAGAUCUUUAUAUCGCUGCUUGGAUCCCACCAGGAAAAGAUUUCAUCACACGAAAAACUUUAUAAAAUGCACUGCCUGCAACUACAGUAUACAAGAAGGAGGAACAAAGAGGAGACAAUACUGAUGUUUAUAUGCUAGGGAUUAAUGAAGCUAGUUCUAUAAAUGUGUUUUAGUUUAAUAUAUGUUCAGUUACAGCUCUUUAAUGGAUUUCUAGUGGAGGUUAUAGACAUGGACCACACCUCAGUGACCUCAUAACACACAUGCACUGUCAGUAUGAUUGAGCCCACACUAUUGUCCCUGUUUGUUCUUCCUGCCACAAACACAUUGUGUCCCCUCUGUAUCGAUGCCUACAUUCGCUGAAACGCAACAAACAUGCCAUGAGACCUUUUUCACUUUUUCCUGAGAAUGGCUGAUAUAAUACAGCACAUUUGGACAAACAUAGGCAGUUAUAUUUGCUGGUUUUUAUGCCUGUCCGGGUCUGUGGUAUUUGUCAAUUUAUUACUGAAGGAAAAGAUGUUUUUUUGUUUUUUUUUUGGAUGGGUGCAGAGUGUGAACCCAAGAACCCCUGACAUUUAUUAACCCUAGAUGUUCCUCCUGCUGCACACAGUUGUAUUAUCAAAGCAAUGGUCAUGUAGUACACUGUAACAUAUUGUACAUUGGAAGCAUAUUAUUAAAUGUAUUUUAGCUGCAUGUAAACCCUGCACCGAUUAAAUAUUUUGACACAAAUAACAA
This is a messenger RNA of Centropristis striata (black sea bass), 2767 nucleotides long. RefSeq names its product glutaredoxin 5 homolog (S. cerevisiae) (gene glrx5). The transcript has 2 exons. NCBI's taxonomy places the organism in Eukaryota, Metazoa, Chordata, Actinopteri, Perciformes, Serranidae. The record is from RefSeq and is a predicted model, not a curated record. The coding region runs from base 241 to 711 and encodes 156 amino acids.